This is a messenger RNA of Sorghum bicolor (sorghum), 1882 nucleotides long. RefSeq names its product E3 ubiquitin-protein ligase RING1-like. Gene Ontology annotation, cellular component: cytoplasm. The transcript is spliced from 2 exons. Gene Ontology annotation, biological process: protein ubiquitination. The record is from RefSeq and is a predicted model, not a curated record. Bases 561 to 1640 code for a protein of 359 amino acids. Lineage: Eukaryota; Viridiplantae; Streptophyta; Magnoliopsida; Poales; Poaceae. Gene Ontology annotation, molecular function: ubiquitin protein ligase activity.
UAGCCGAGGGCGGGCAGCGCUGCUGGGGGAAAUCAGGUGGGGAAAGCUUAAAAUUAGAAGUCCAGCGCAAUAAUUGAGCAGGCAGGCCCCCUCCUAAUCACUGCCCUAAACAUGUGUGCCGGGCCGAGGUCAUAAUCGAUGCACGGAGGAGGAUGCCGCCGCAGCUGAGGCGAUUGAUAAUAUAAAAGCAGGCGGAGACCGCCGGCCCCCUCUGGCCUCGCUGCUCCCCCGUUCCUCCCCCACAUGCCCUGCCCUCGCCCGGCCCUGCCCUGCUGCGCCCAAAGGUGAUUGAUUGGUUGCUUUGCUUGCUUCGUUUCAUGCUUUCUUCCCCCCUCUUCCUUUGCUCCCAUCUACCACCGAUCCAAAAGCUAAGAUUCAGCUUGUGGGACCCAUCUGUUCAUCUGUCUACUGGUAUCUUAGCGCCAGAUUGGGAGUUUGUGUGCCUGCUAUCUACCUGUGGAUCCAUCUGUCUGUGCGGAACGAUGAUUGAGCUGAAUCUCCCCGUAAUCAAUUAGCGUAGCUGCAUUGGCGGGGGAGAAAGCGCGAGAAGCGCAGCAGCAAUGGCGGAGCAGGCGAGCGCCGGAAGGUACUGGUGCCACAUGUGCGCCGCGGUCGUGAGCCCCGCGGAGGGCGAGGCGGAGAUGAAGUGCCCGCUCUGCCACAGCGGCUUCCUCGAGGAGAUGGAGACCGCCCGUGGCGCGGCCGUGGCCGCGGUCGCGACCGACGACGGUGACGGUGACGGCACGGUGGCUCAAGUGUAUUCCGGCGGCGCCGACCGCCCGAGCUCCAUCUGGGCGCACGCCAUCCUCAGCACGGUCGACAGCUCCGUCCGCCGCCGCCGCAACCGGCGGCAGCAGGAGGCCGCCGGCGACGUCUACGACUGGAACGACCCCGAGUUCUCGCUGCGCCGGCGGCGCGUCACCGCGUUCCUGCGGCUCCUGCACGAGCUCCGUGACCGCCAGCUGCAGCGCCUGGAGGCUGCUGCCGGCGUCGCCCUCGAAGGCGACCAGCUCACCCCUUUCGGCCGGAGCCUCUUCAUCGGCGCAGCUGGCGGUGGCGGCGGCAGCGAGCAUGGCGUGGCGCUGGGCGACUACUUCCUCGGCCCUAGCCUCGACGCACUGGUGCAGCAGCUUGCCGAGAACGACGCGGGGCGGCAGGGGACGCCGCCGGCCAAGAAGGAGGCCGUGGAGGCAAUGCCGAUCGUGGAAAUCCCCAGUGGCAACGAUGACGACACGGCCAGCUGCCCAGUCUGCCUGGAGGACUACGCCGCCGGCGAGCGCGCCCGCGAGAUGCCCUGCAGGCACAGGUUCCACGCCAAUUGCAUCGUGCCGUGGCUCGAGAUGCACAGCUCCUGCCCUGUCUGCCGGUUCCAGCUGCCGGCCACCGAUGACAAGAGCUCAUGCAGCAGUGGCAACGGCGGUGGUUUUGUCAGUGUCGAUGCAGAUCGUGAAGGCAAUGACGACGGCGGUGGUGAUGGUACUGGUAGGGCAACCUCUCCUCCAGGCAAUGCCGAGCCAGCUGAAGCCGAAGAGAGCGGCAGGCGGUUGCCGCCAUCCUUGCAGUGGCUCAACAGCCUGUUCUCGCCGUCGGCGCAGUCCUCCGGUAGCGGCAGCAGCAGUUCGCAUCAUUGGGAGAAUUGAGCAACAAUGCAAUGCCAAUAUAUAACGAUGGAUGGUUGCUGCUGCUUGACACCUUGAGCCCAUUGGUGCCAAUGUACAUAGGAAGGAGCAGGAGCAUGCCGGGUUGCUGCCAUGAAAAUUUGGAGCCUUUUUUUCAGUGUUAGUUUGGCUCAUGUAAUGUUCUCUCUGAUACAGUUAUCAUGGUUGUAAAAAGAACAGAAAUUGGCAAGUGUAUGAACUUGCUUCUUUGCCUCUUGCGUGAA